GGCGUUUUAUAAACCAGUCGUCAUUGUAACGGCGCAUGGUAAAACGCGUUUGCGAAUCGCUCAACACACAGUGUACCACUUUGGUAGUUUAAGCACACACGCAAGUUCUCGAGUCUCGUUUAGAUCAGUUGUCCAAGUGAUUAUGAUAACCGACCCUUAUCUUAGCAAACGUUCCGUUGAAAUCACAUUGACUCGCCGCGAAGGAUACGAUCGAGUCGGCUCCCAACAACGAUUCAACUUUUCCGCCGUCCGAAGUCAUUGUCACCAACUCUUAGUGUCAUCCUCCUGAAAUUUAUUUUACGUCUUGUAUAACAGAAGCACAUUCUCAGACAAAAAGGACCUGUCAUUGUUCAUGGUCACAGUCGAUUCCGGAAAAUUGCCAUAACAAUUGUCCGGCAUAACCAGUAGUGUUUGCCGUGACAAGAAGAGGGUGUAUAAUUUAAACACCACUUGUCUGGAUAAAUAAAAUUCGACACGUCCGUAUUAGUAUCUUUACUAUUAUUGUUCAAAUAUAUUUAGGUAUUUUGAAUAAACGACUAUACUUUAGAAUAGAUAAUAAAUAAAAAUAUUAAAACACAACAAACGCCUAAUAAUGGAGAAUCCACCAGCUUACAACGAAUACUACAAAAAGCGUUCGGUUUCAUCGUAUUCAUUAGACUACGUUCCACCGUCGACGAACCUCAUGAACGGGUCUUCAACUACUAAACUAACUGAACAAGACUCUAUUGGCGAGCACCCAUUCACAAUAUCAGCAUCAACUAUGGGUAUACCAGUUACAAGUGGAACUAACACCAAAGGGAACUCAUAUGAAACCGAAUAUGAUCCAUUUGAACACCGUGAUAAAUCUAAAGCUACUACUGACUCUGGAGCAUUGUUACAUUUAAUUAAGAGUAGCUUGGGAUCAGGUAUAUUGGCUAUGCCCAGCGCGUUCAAAAACUCUGGAUUAAUAUUCGGUCUCUUUGGAACUAUUGCUAUUGGUGCCUUGUGCACUCACUGUAUUUACUUACUUGUUAUAUGUUCCCAAAUUCUGGCCAAAAGAAUUAAAAAACCUUCAUUAGGAUUUGCUGAAACAGCUGCAGUUGCAUUUGAAACAGGACCAAAAAAAUUCAGAGCGUGGGCUCCAUUUGCUAGAGAGUUUGUUAAUGCCGCCCUAUUUGCUACAUAUUAUUUUGGCAACACAGUCUACGUUGUGUUUGUAGCUACAUCUUUCAAACAAGUAUUUGAUAAUCACGUAAAUGCAGAGUAUCAUUGGCCAAUUCAAGUAUGGAUUUUAAUGCUAGCAUUGCCAUUAGUUCCACUGGGCCUUAUCAGGACGAUGAAAGUUCUAGUGCCUUUUUCGGCAAUAGCUACUACUUUUAUAAUGGUGGGAUUAUCAAGCACAAUGUACUUUGUAGUGGCCGGAGAAAGUUUUAUUACUUCAAAGGAUUAUAAGUCUUCCAACAAUUAUAUUGCUCCAGAACCAUUACCUUCUAUCGAUUCACGACCGUGGAUAGCACCAUUAGCUCACAUGCCACUUUUCUUUUCAACUGUUCUUUUUGCCAUGGAAGGCAUUGGUACUGUACUACCUAUUGAAAAUUCAAUGAAGAACCCUCAACGUUUUCUACAAAAAUUUGGUGUCUUAAAUAGCUCAAUGGUGUUAGUCGUAGCCUUAUACACUAUGGCAGGAUUUUUAGGUUAUUUGAGAUUUGGACCAGCAACAUUGGGUAGCAUCACGCUCAACUUGCCUGAGGAUAUAUUUGCCGAACUAGUAAAAAUCAUGGUAGCACUCUCUAUCUUAUUCAGUUAUGGGUUACAAUUUUGCGUACCAUCAGAAAUUAUGUGGAAACGUAUAGAGCCUGUUUUACGCCGACGCCGGGAGUUGCAACGCAAACGCAAAGGCAUUCCCUCAGCAAUUUGUGAUCUUCCAGUUAUUUCCCAACCUUCAAUGGAACUCGACUAUUACACUAUGCGAGGAUUGAUGAUUCUCGGAACGGUUCUUAUAGCAGCCCUCGUACCAGAGUUGUCACCUUUCAUUUCUCUCAUCGGUUCAAUAUUUUUCUCCAUUCUAGGUCUCUUCUGUCCAGCUGUCAUACAUAUUAUUACAUUCUGGGCCGAUGAUAGUAAUCCCAAACGAGAAACUAAUAGCAGGUUUGUCUUCUGGAAAAACAUAUUGGUUAUUGUCAUAUCUUUAGUGGCAUUGGUGGCCGGAACUUAUGCCAGCAUGAUCGACAUUAUUCAUUUCUAUAAAGUUCAAAGUCAACAAGGAUCAAUCAAUAUCGCAUUAAAUACUACAACAAUGUCAUCUGGUGGUAGUGAUGUAUGAAAUUUUCUGGUAAACACGAUAACUGAUUUUAAGAUUGUAAUUAAUGGAAUGAUACUGUAAAAACUUCAACACAAACCUAAGAAGUAUUGAGAAUGCUAGUUUUUAACAAUUUUAUAUUAAGUUUUAAAUUAUUAUAGUGUUUACUAAGCAUAUAUAUAUAUAUACUAAAUGAGAUAUAAAAGAUAGACUCGUAAGUGACAAAAGGUAAAAAAAUAGGUUUCCCAAAUCUUUGAAUAUUUUUUUUAAUUUGAAAUAAGGAAAUUAAAACUUGGUUUUAAUAUUUUUUGUUGUACCUUUUAGUAUGCUUUUUGGAGUAAAAUUUUAAAUAAAGCUCUAUAUAAAUAUUAAAGACUUUUUUUAGAUUAAAAAAAUAGUGUGGCUAAGCAACUUACUUCGCUAAACCACUAUUAAAAUUCUACCUUUUUUAUUUCUUGACUAAAUUCCUAUGUCCAUCAUUGUAAAAUAUAUAUGCACCAUUAGUCUAUUAUGUUUAAUUUUUUAUUAUUUAGCAAUAAUAGUUACCAUAAACAAAAUAUGUACAGAAAUAUUUAUAUGCUUAAUUUAUUUCUUGUGUUUGAUUUUAAACAAAUUUUGGUGUUUAAUUCUACUUGAAAAGGUGCUAUGUUUAACGUUACCAAUA
This is a messenger RNA of Daktulosphaira vitifoliae (grape phylloxera), 2942 nucleotides long. RefSeq names its product proton-coupled amino acid transporter-like protein pathetic. Gene Ontology annotation, biological process: amino acid transmembrane transport. Gene Ontology annotation, cellular component: vacuolar membrane. Lineage: Eukaryota; Metazoa; Arthropoda; Insecta; Hemiptera; Phylloxeridae. The transcript is spliced from 10 exons. The record is from RefSeq and is a predicted model, not a curated record. Bases 593 to 2302 code for a protein of 569 amino acids. Gene Ontology annotation, molecular function: amino acid transmembrane transporter activity.